Pseudocercospora fijiensis CIRAD86 is the source of this 851-nucleotide messenger RNA. RefSeq lists its product as uncharacterized. The record is from RefSeq and is a predicted model, not a curated record. The coding region runs from base 65 to 661 and encodes 198 amino acids. The transcript has a single exon. Lineage: Eukaryota; Fungi; Ascomycota; Dothideomycetes; Mycosphaerellales; Mycosphaerellaceae.
CCGUUCCACCGAGAUCUAUACGAGCUCGACUCACGCUCGCUAAUCAGGAAGUUCCUACCUCAAAAUGGCGCCAAUCAUUGUAUACCUGACCACAUCACUCUUGUUGUUCAACAGUCUUGGGCUCUGCCGGCGGCAGGAUCGAGAGCGAAGGCAAACUGCACACGACUUUGCAGUCGUCCAGGGUUUCAAGAAUUCCAUCACAUCAGAUCCAAAGGGUAUUACGAAGAGUUGGGGCGGCGGCCCCGGCGCUCCAACCGGCGGCGGCGGUGGCGGCAAGGGCAAGGGCUUCGCUCCGCCCAAGGCCCCGUCUUUCAAGUCUCCCAAAGGUCCUGCUCCGGGUCCUGCUCCUGGUCCUGCUCCUGCUCCUACCGACAACCCUUACCCUGGUUGUAACGACACUCCGCCCUAUUGCGGUUAUUAUAAGCAAGACUACUAUCCACCAACCAGUGGUGGCGGAUCGCCUCCGACUGACCCCCCGACUGACACCCUGACUGACCCCCCGACUGACCCCCCGACUGACCCCCCGACCGACCCCCCGACCGACGCCCCAGCCGACGGUGGUGGUGAUGGCGGCGCUCAUACAUGUGGCGUAUUCCAAGGGACCGUUUGGCAGAUGUUCUGCAAGCGCGCAUACUCGACUGCUGAAUUUUUGGGUCUGUAGCACGAUGAGGUGGAUGCUGCGGUGCAGGAGAGCGGGGAGGUGGAAGUGAAGUGAGCAAUGACCGGUGGCGUGGGCAUGCGUAGCAAUGGAGGGAGCUCAAGGCUAGAAUGGAACGGUGGAAUGGUACUGCGAUUAGGCAUAGGCAUGCGCAACGCGCUCAAACUGCUCUCGGCCUUUUUUUUUCUUCGCC